AUGAGACGCAUUGGAGAGGCCUCAGCCCUUCAGAUCGCCCACUUCGAUGCCCAGGAUUUGGCCAAUGGCAUGUGGAGCUUCGCCAAGCUGGAGGAGCGUCCGCCCGAGCGCCUUUGGUGCUCGUGGCCAGAUCAAGUCUUUCAGACAUUGCAGGAGGCCACCCUUCAAAACCUCGCCAUGACCACCUGGUCCAUCGCCACCCUCGGCAGCCCCACACCUGCGCUGCUGGCUUUGAUGCCGAAGGUCGCUGCAGAGGCGGCGCUACGUUUGGUGGGAAAACGCAUCUUGCCAAACAGAUCAGCUUUGCAAGAGAUCUCGAACUUGCUUUGGUCCUUCCCCACCUUGGAGCUCUCGAUUCCAGAGGAGCUGCUCACCAUCUCAGAGCAGCACUUGCAGAAGACUUUGCCCCAGCAGCUGGCGCAAGUGCUUUGCCAGGUGCAAAAGGAGACGGCGCAGGAGCCACAGGAGGCCUUUGAUUUCGCGACGUCCAUCUUGGAACUCACCUGGGCCUUAGCCUUCUCAGGUGAUGGCGAUGGGCCCAGGGGGGCGCUGUUGACGUUGCUGCGCAACACGUUGAUGGAGGUGGCAGAGGCCUUGGACCGCACCUCUCAAUGGUGGCUGAGGAGACUUGAUUCCUCGCGCUCUUCCGGCAGAUUUUGGCCAGAGAGCGGCAGGACGUGCGACGAAGAGCUCCCUCGGCGGGAAGAGCUGGAGUGGCCGGUGCUGCAGCUGAACUUGCCGGAGGUGGCGGUAGUGCUGAAGCCGCCCUACUGGGAAGUGGACGCCCACGCGCCCACCACCGCGCCCGACGCGACAGCGCCACAUGAUGCCAAGUUGAGCAGCUUCUUGCAAGGCGUGGAAGGUUGGGAGGACUUCCCCUUGAUCUUCAGUGAGGAGCAUCAGUUCGGGAUCCUCCAUCGCUUGGAUUUGCCCAGCUCCGGCCUCAUCCUUGUAGGCAAGACCUUCCGAGGCUACUUCUCCUUGCGCUGGCAGCAAGAUACCUAUGACCUGGGGCGCAACUAUUUGGUCCUAUGCCACGGAGUGGUAGAGGAGCAGGUGGUGAAUGCGCGGCUGAAGACGACCAAGUCUAACCCAGUGUCCAGCUGUGUCAGUGCUUCAGGCAAACCUGCCUGGACUCACUUUCAGCCGUUGCUGCUGCUAUCCCGGGGCACCGAGAAGUACACCCUGCUCAUAGUGGUCAUUCGAACUGGAAGGACUCAUCAAAUCAGAGUCCAUGCGCAGCACAUAGGCCACCCCACCGUCGCCGACACCAAAUACGGUGGAGCGCUCGCGGCGGAGGACCUGCGUUGGUGCCCGCGCAACUUCCUGCAUCGCUUCCAGCUACGCUUCCAGGACCCAGCGGGUCGCCCCCACACGGCCUCCGCGCCGCUGCCGGGCGACCUGCGCGCGGCGCUGGCGCGGCUGCGGGCGGAGGGAGCGGAGGAGAUGUGGCGCAAGCUAUUGGAUGGCUGGAUUCCCUGA
This is a messenger RNA of Durusdinium trenchii, 1482 nucleotides long. NCBI's taxonomy places the organism in Eukaryota, Dinophyceae, Suessiales, Symbiodiniaceae. The record is from the annotation of a GenBank genome assembly.